Messenger RNA from Dermatophagoides pteronyssinus (European house dust mite), 644 nucleotides. Its product is annotated as superoxide dismutase [Cu-Zn] A-like. The record is from RefSeq and is a predicted model, not a curated record. Gene Ontology annotation, molecular function: copper ion binding. Gene Ontology annotation, biological process: superoxide metabolic process. Lineage: Eukaryota; Metazoa; Arthropoda; Arachnida; Sarcoptiformes; Pyroglyphidae.
GGUGGUACAGGAAUUUCUCAACCAGUAGCUGCACUUACUGGUCUUGGUACUGGACAAGAUCAUGGAUCAAUGAUGAUUAAAGCAGUCGCUCUAAUUCGUGGCCAAGUUAAUGGUGUUGUACGUUUGGUUCAAGUUGGUUCUGGUCCAACUCUGGUAGCCGGUAUUGUCAAAGGCCUAUAUCCAUUCUCUAAACAUGGUUUUCAUGUUCAUGAAUAUCGAGUGACAGGUGAUUGUGAAAGUGCCGGUGAACAUUACAAUCCGACUAAAGAGAAUCACGGAUCACCAUUUUCUGUACAGUCACAUGUUGGUGAUUUUGGUAAUCUUAUUGCUGAUGGGCUUGGAUUUUCUCGAUUUCAUGUGACUAAUCCAAAAUUAUCUUUACGUGGAAAAUAUAGUGUUAUUGAACGUUCAUUAGUUAUUCAUCAAAGGCCUGAUGAUCUAGGAAUGGGUUUCAAUCAUGAAAGUCGUAAAACGGGAAAUUCUGGAGGAAGACUUGGCUGUGGUACAAUUAAAUUCGUAAGCAUCGGUUGAAUGUACGUCCUGAUACACGACGACAAUGUUAUAUUACAUGAAAAAUUAAUGUCACACUAUUGUAUCAAUAAAAUUUUUUUCAAAUGCUUAGCAAUAUGCGUCAUAAAAUCGGC